CUGCCUUCGCUUUUCAAAAAGCAGCGAAACAGAGGAAAGCAACAAAAGCCAAGCGAUUAAGCGAAGGAACCCACGUGCUUCGCCCUCUCCGACUCCAACGCGCCCGUAGGAUCGAGAGAAGCUCCUCUUCUGCCUCUGAGCUCAAAAAGGCGACGUCUUGGAUCGUCCAGCGGAGCUGCAUGUGUUAAGCAUGGCGGCAGUUCUUCUUCUUCUUCUUCUGUUCUUCCUUCCUUUCUCAGCUUGCUUCACUGCUCCUUACUUUGAGCGACAAUCUUCCUUAACAGGUGGAGGGUUUCAAAUACAGAGGAGGUCCGCCACCGAGGCGCCGGCGGCGACCAAUCUCACACUGGACAAUAACUCCUUCGUCUUGGCCGCUCAGAGAACGCAUAGGAAAGAUCCUUUGGAUGGGUUCAGCCGAUACCCUGGUGGUUGGAAUAUCAGCGAACUCCAUUACUGGGCUUCUGUCGGAUACACGGCCGCCCCACUGUUCUCGAUCGCUUUGGCGUGGUUCGUCGGCUUUGGGCUUGUCUUGCUUCUCAUCUGUUGCUGGUUCGUCUGUUGCCGUCGCCGGAGUUACUCCUAUUCUCGCACCGCGUACGCGCUGUCCCUUAUCCUGCUCGUGUUCUUCACCUGUGCUGCAAUAAUUGGAUGUGUAGUUCUGUACAAAGGACAGGGGAAGUUCCACAGCAGCACUUAUAGCACCAUGGACUAUGUAGUCGGUCAGGCGAACUUAACGGUAGAACACCUUCGUAACUUCUCCGAUAGCUUGUCAGAUGCGAAGAAGAUCACAGUGGCUCAGGUGCUCCUUCCCUCCAACGUCCGGGGAGACAUUGAUGCCAUUGAAGCAAGGGUUAACUCGUCUGCAACCCAACUUGCCAAUCGAACACUUGACAACUCAAGGAAGAUCCGGCGCGUGCUAGAUAGAGUGAGAUUGGAUUUGAUCAUAAUUGCUGCAGUGAUGCUUCUCUUGGCAUUUGUAGGAUUCAUGCUCUCUGUACUUGGAUUGCAGUACAUUGUCUCCAUUUUAGUGGUGGUUGGGUGGAUCCUAGUGACUGGCACAUUCAUUCUGUGUGGUGUCUUCCUUAUACUACACAAUGUGGUGGCUGAUACAUGUGUUGCGAUGAAUGAGUGGGUCGAGCAUCCGCAUGCUCAUACAGCUCUCGACGAUAUCCUUCCUUGUGUUGAUGUUGCCACUGCCAAUGAAUCCUUGUAUCGAAGCAGGGAAGUCACAUUCCAGCUAGUUGAUGUCGUCAAUCAGGUGAUUGCCAAUGUUUCUAAUAGGAACUUUCCUCCUCAAGCGACACCGCUAUACUAUAAUCAGUCCGGUCCAUUGAUGCCUCUUCUCUGCAACCCGAACAUGCCCGACUUAAGUGCCCGCUCAUGCUUUCCCGGAGAAGUGGACUUUAACAAUGCGACGCAGGUGUGGAAAGGCUACAUUUGCCAAACUACAAUUGUAUCUGGUUCCGAGGUUUGUACAUCGGUUGGCCGCAUCACUCCGAGCAUAUAUCGCCAAAUGGCUGCUGCCGUAAAUGUCAGUGGUGGGUUAUACUACAAUGUGCCGUUCCUCACCCAGCUAGAAGACUGCACUUUUGUGCGGGAAACCUUCACGGCGAUAAACCGAAACAAUUGCCCUGAUCUGGAGAGCAACAGCAAGCUGGUGUACAUAGGCCUGGUGAUGGUUUCGGGCGCGGUGAUGCUGUCCUUGAUUUUCUGGGUGAUCUACGCGAGGGAGAGGCGCCAUCGCAAGCACAACAAACAGUUAGCGGUGCGAUCAGGGCUGCCACAACCGCUAGAAAAGGGACCUUAAAGUUUCUUUGAAUUCUCUUCACAAUCAAUGUAAAGUUUGUUGGUGAUGAUCAAAAUAGCAAUGAGAUUUCAUGUAUGUUAGGGAAGUGUAAGAUCUACAGAUUGCCUCAGUUUUCAGAGUGCUGAUUUGUUGUUAAUACAUCGUAAUCCGUUAACACCGGGGACUUGGUACA
Zingiber officinale is the source of this 1979-nucleotide messenger RNA. RefSeq lists its product as uncharacterized. The transcript has 9 exons. Bases 191 to 1807 code for a protein of 538 amino acids. Gene Ontology annotation, cellular component: plasmodesma; plasma membrane. Lineage: Eukaryota; Viridiplantae; Streptophyta; Magnoliopsida; Zingiberales; Zingiberaceae. The record is from RefSeq and is a predicted model, not a curated record.